Messenger RNA from Penicillium riverlandense, 579 nucleotides. RefSeq names its product Zn(II)2Cys6 transcription factor domain-containing protein. The coding region runs from base 1 to 579 and encodes 192 amino acids. Gene Ontology annotation, molecular function: DNA-binding transcription factor activity, RNA polymerase II-specific; zinc ion binding. The record is from RefSeq and is a predicted model, not a curated record. Gene Ontology annotation, biological process: regulation of DNA-templated transcription. The transcript has 2 exons. Lineage: Eukaryota; Fungi; Ascomycota; Eurotiomycetes; Eurotiales; Aspergillaceae.
AUGACGAGGACUGGAACCUCUUCCUCCAAGGUGUGGGAGUCCAGCAACAUCGCUAUUCCUGAGGAUGGCGAAAGAGCGGACUCGACCGCCGCCCAAGAUUCAGGAAGGCCAAGAGGGCGCAUUCGACGUUCCAUGACAGCCUGCAACACCUGCCGCAAGCUCAAGACUCGGUGCGACCUAGACCCUCGCGGUCAUGCGUGCCAUCGUUUUCAAGACAAUGCGUCAACCUGGUCAGACGCCAACGCUGCAAUUCCGUCAAUUGAGGAGCGUCUCACUUCCCUCGAGCAUACCAUGGGAGAAAUGAUGCAUAUGAUGAGACAGAUGGUGAAUCGGUCGCCCAAGGCGUCUGGGAGCCCAGUUUCCCAGGUGGCAGGAAGCAAUAACAUAGACGAAUCCAGCUCGUGCGAUGGCGGGCCGACGUCUGCUUUUACCCUCAAACCGGCCCAGUUGAUUCGAGAUCUGCAGGCCGAGUGCUUCGGGGAAAGAGACCAGUUCACUACCGACGCUGAUCUUCUAGGCGACGUUGUCACUCAAGGAAUUGUAGAUUCGAAGUUGUCUGUGAAAUUGAUUGAAUUGUGA